Molecule: messenger RNA, 1662 nt
Organism: Blumeria graminis f. sp. triticale
Lineage: Eukaryota; Fungi; Ascomycota; Leotiomycetes; Helotiales; Erysiphaceae
Source: the annotation of a GenBank genome assembly
AUGGCAGAAGAGAAAAGCUUAAAUGCGUUGACUAACAUGCCCAGCUGCAAAAUGCAAUUAUCAUCCCAGCGAUCACCAGCAACCCCUUCCACAUUAGCAUCCGUAUCUAUCCCCAAAACUCAGAGUUAUUCAACGGCAUUACCUUACUUAACCGGCUCGUCCUUUAUGCCUCCUGUCUUGAAUGGUCCAGGCCAAAAUUACAAUCAAUAUAGGCAACAAACAGGUAUCCCCAAGGACGCUAUUGCAAGCACGUUAAAUAUUAACCGACUGCAAAACACAUAUUUCUAUAACAACAAUAAUCUAGGAGAUAUUACAAACUUUCACACUACUCCGUCUAAUUCCAACACCUUCAACCCACCUGAUUUGAACAUAAACUUUGGUGAUACAAAUUCUAUCUCAGAAUUGGGCUGUUCCACAAAAUUACCUACAGAAUUAAUGAAUCUGGAAACUGGUGGUCAAUCUCUAUCUACCGCCAAAACUCCGGCAAACAAUGUUGACCCUUUAUGGCCAGGUAUUCAUCAAAAACAAGCAGGUCUACUUACCAAUGAGAAGCAUAAGCAAACCACACAGCUGCAGCGUCAUAAUAUUGUUAAAAGUUGUCACUCGAGGCAUACAUCGCGCUCCAAGCUAAAAACUGCACACAUGUCAAAAGAUCCUGUUGUGGAGGAGAAAAUUACGCAACUCUUAAAAUCAAUGAGAAACGGUAGCAUAUGCAGCGACGAUUAUACAGAUAUAACUUUCAAUAAUUAUGACCCAAACAACAGCUCAUUCAGAACAGAAAAUAUCGAUGAAGAUGAAAAACUGCUUGCAAGUGAAGAAGGAAAAAAACUCAGCAGCAAAGAGCGUCGACAACUCCGAAAUAAGGUCUCUGCCCGUGCGUUCAGGUCGAGGAGAAAGGAAUAUAUCAAUCAGCUUGAAGAUGAGAUUGCUGUUAAAGUUACUGAAAAUGCAGAUCUUUGUGCUUUAAAUCAAGCAUUAAUAGCUGAGAAUACUCGCCUUACUGAUAUUACUCAUUCACUCCUAUCUUCUUCAUCUUUUUCUGGCUUUGUAGAGUCAUUAUCCGUUGAUUAUGCUAACAAACAGCCAUCAUCAACUUUACAGCAACAACAACAAAUAGAACAACAUCGAUCCCGACUGCCUAAAGAAACUGAUCUUCAUUUUAAUCAAAUACAGAUAGAGAAUUCUAAUAUCGGCAUGAUAUACCCGCCUGAGACUCGAAUAGAUUAUUCUAUUUCUGAUCAUUUACAUGAAGGAAAUUCCUACCAACCGCGAGUAUUUUCCUUACUAAGCCUACCUGAAGUAUUUUUAGACGCGGAAUCAUUUACCACGAAAGUUAAUGGAAGAAAUGACGAAAGAAUUGGGUUCACUCAACAAAUUGAGCAUAAUUUGAUUCCAGAUAUAGCUCCGAAGAAAAAUACAAACUUACUCAACGAUAACAAAAUUUCUAACCCUGAAAUUGGUCUUCAUGAUAUCAAUCACCAAGUUUUUGAAUCAUGUAAAUUGAAUACGCUCUCUCGCAACGAAUUAUCAAUCAACUGCUUCCUUUCCGAAAUUACAGCCAAUAAUACAAACCCUAAUACAAAUCUAACAAAAGCUAAUCAAUUGAUUUUCGAAAUAGAAGCUUGUAUAAAGCGACUGUCUAAACUUUCUCGGUACUCAUAG